GGGAACAGCAAACUUGACUACUUUGUAUGGAGAAACCAUUGUUAUGCCAUGCAAUGGUGGAGCUCCACCACCGGAAGAUCUGAUGUUCAUCAAGUGGAAAUAUGAAAAAGAUGAUGGCACACCUGGUGAUCUGUUAAUCAAACAGGCUCACAGUGACCAGGCCACAGUUCAGGCCACAGAUGGUUAUGCUCAACGGGUCAGCAUCAAUAGGCACUUCAGCCUGCUCAUUACCCAGGCCUCACUCAAAGACCAGAGGACUUUCACCUGCAUGGUGGUGUCAGACGCCAACCUCAUGGAGUAUCCCGUCUCUGUUGUUGUUUACAAGAAGCCAUCACCAGUGCGGAUUAUGGACAAAAGUGAAUUAUUACAGAAAGACAAAUUAACAGCGGUUGGAACAUGUGUUGUAGCAGAAGCAAACCCUCCAGCCACUAUCAAGUGGAGAAAAAAUGGACAACUUUUGAAAGAUGAUCAAAAAUCUGUUGUGAUCACUAACCACUUGAAGCUGGAUCCUGACACAGGCCUAUCCACCAUGCUCUCCACCCUCCAAUAUGCAGCCACCAAAGAGGAUGUUGAUGCAAUCUUUGCCUGUGAAGCCACACACACACUGAUUAAUCAGGAGACUGAGCUGGAACCUUUUCCCAUUCACUAUCCAUCGGAGCAGGUUACUCUCCAGAUUAUGUCACAGCCGCCCAUUAUAGAAGGAGAUAAUGUGACACUAAAGUGUACUGCUGAUGGCAACCCUCCACCUAGAUCCUUCUUUUUUCAUAUUAAGGGCACGAAAGUGCUGGUUGAAAAUUCGGACAACUACACUGUAACUGCCAUCAACAGAAAGGAUACGGGUGAAUACAAAUGCUCACUGGUUGACAACGAGAAAGUGGAGGCCUCCCAGAACAUUGUUGUUAGUUACCUGGACCUAAGUCUGAGUCCCACUGGAGAGGUUGUGAAGAACGUUGGGGAAACCCUGUCUGUGAAGAUAGAGAAGAGUACCUCAGGUGAUGCUAAAGAGUUAUGGAAAAAGAAUGGAAAGAUGGUGAAGAGACCAGAGUUUAGUAAUUUGACCUUUGCCGAUGCUGGAGACUACGUCUGUGAAGUUUCACUGACUGGUCUGACACGACGUCAGAGCUUUCAACUAGUCAUAGAAGGAAAGCCUCGGAUCACCAGCCUUACUAAAUAUCGUGCUGCUGAUGGCAAAGACACAGUCCUAACCUGUGAAGCUGAAGGAGUACCAAAACCCCAGUUCCAGUGGAGCAUCAAUAACCCAAUAAAGGAGGAGAGCUCCUACAUCAAUGGCAAAGUGAUUCAUAAAAUCACCAUAGUCCCCAAGGAGAACUUGACUGUCACUUGCAACGUCAGUAACCGCCUGGGACAACAUGCCGAGACAAUCAGUGUUUCCUCUGGAUCUCGAGAAGAUCAGGACCAAGCAAAGCUCAUAGGGGGUGUUGUGGCAGGGCUCGUCCUAGUUGGUAUUAUAGUGGGACUCAUCUGCUGGCUCGGCAGUAAGAAAUCAAGACAAGGAACCUGGAAAACAAAGGAGGAGAUGAAUAGAUCUCAUGAAAACGAGAAACUAAAGCCCAGUGACUGUGUUUAAAAGGCACUAGCUGAAGAGGUUAUUGCUGCACGACACUACCAACUGGUCAUCUGCUGUGAGCUUGAAACUUUGUUUAUACUAUAAAACUAUUUGUUUCUGCCUACUUUUGUUUGAACAAUUGAAUUCUGACAACCAGCCCAACACCAACAGAACACCUGUUGGUGUCCUUCUGCUCUAUGGAUUUCUCCUUUGGUUGCUACCUACCCAUAAAUGGUUUCAGAAGGAUUCCACUAAAGAGACCAGCUACAAUCGACUAGCUCUGGAUCUUUUUCAGCUCAGCCAGAAAAUGGAAAGUUGGAUUUCCAUCCUUUACCAAAGAUGGGAGAAUGAACUGCUGCUGGACUCCCUGGAAAACCCCACCCUGUGUCAACCCACCAAUACUUCUGUCACUCCCUGCAAUUGUUCAUCUGUCAAAACAAAAACACAAAUUAAUUCAUCAAUAAGCGGCAUGUCAGCACAGCUGAUACAUUCAUCAGGGAAUUUUCAAAGUGUACAUUACCAUUCCUGUUAUCCUGUGAUGAAAUGAUGGACAACUUCUCUAAUACAAUUGCUCAAGUUAUUGAGACUAUUGCUCCUGUAAAAACUAUUAAUAUAUAUGGUCCACCAAAAGCACCCUGGAAAAAUAGUGAAAGAUGGCGAAAAACACUGCAGGAGAGUUGAGAGAAAAUAAACUACAAAUUAAUUAAUUUAGAAAUCUAUAAAAAUGCGUUAUACUGCUAGAAUAAUUAAAUUAACCAGAAAAUCCUAUGUCUCCCAAGUGAUCAACGAUAACCAGUCUAAUUCUGCUUUUUUUCCCCAUCCACUGAUGAAGUAUUUUAUCCCUCCAAAACCAUGCUAACUGAAUUCCCUUCAGUAAAUGAGUGUGAUGAAAUUAAAUCAUUUUCUAAAUAUGAUAAACAGCUCUCUCCACUCUGGCAAGCAAGUGUUCUGGUGACAGUGGAAAGGAAAAACUACCUUUUAACAUUCAGAAACCUCCAGCCGAACCAGGCUCAGGGAGGGGCGACCAUCUGCCAGAACUGGUUGGGGGUGAAGGGAGGAGACAGGAUAAAUGCUAUGAAGAGAGUCAGAAAUUACUAAUAACUAAAAAUUAAAUGCAGAGUUGUGUAUUAACACACAGUGAAUAAAAAAGGUGACUGAAGAGGAAACACUAUGUGCAUAAUGGGAAUUCCCCAGCAACCUAGACCUAUUGCAGUCUGAGGCCUCAGAUCCAGCCCUAACUAUAUGCUUUACAAAAAGGAAAGUUUGAAGCCUAAUCUUAAAAGUAGAGAUAGCAUCUGUCUCCUGAAUCCAAACUGGAAGCUGGCUCCAUAGAAGAGGGGCCUGAAAACUGAAGGCUCUGCCUUUCAUUCUACUUUUAAAUACUCUAAGAACCACAUCCACAGUCUGAAGGCCAUUAUACACUGAAUGUGCUGCAUAAAAACAACAGAAAAUUCAGGUUUUUCUGGAUCCAAAUUUGUUGUGGAACCUUGGCAUAAUUUUGGAUAGUGAUCUCAAUUUUGAUAAUGCCAUGAAUAAGGUUACUAUUCAUGUGAUUACUUAAUUAUUCUAUUACUUCACAAAGCUCUCAGUGGUUUGGGCAUCCAGUAUAUCUCUAACCCAGUCAGACCUCUUAGGUCACCAGGUUCAGAUCAUUUAACUGUUUCCAGAAUCAGAUCUGAGUAUGCUUAAGGUGCUUUUAGGUACUGGGGUCCUCUUUUUUGGAACAAGCUACCUGCUCACCUGAUCAGUUACAUCUGUGUGUAAAUUCAAAAUAAGACUUAAUCAUUGUAGGCCUGUGUAAAUAAAGAGGUUUUAAGUCUUAUUUUGUUUUGCUUCAUUCAGUUUUGUUUUAUUCUGUUUAGCCAAUUUAUUUAUUUAUUUUUUUACUGUGUGAAGGCAUUGUAAACCUACUGUUUAAUGUGUCCUUAUUUUCUGUAUUAAGCAAAUAGUUUACGUAAUGAAAUGUAGCAGCCUGGGAUUGCACCAUAAGUCUUCCAAUUAGGAGAUGACCUACUUCUACAGACACCCCAAAGUAUGCUUUUAGUUUGAAUAAGCCUAUUUUUUGCAGACUUGGAUCCAACUGGGUCUUGGCUCAAAUCAGAACAGAUUUGGACUGAAGGUGGGGACAGCAACUGAACACUGGAGGGGGAAAAGAUGAGAACUACAGCCAAAUGCAGCCUCAGAAUUCACUGCCUGGCUAGACCCAGCUCACUCAUCUUGCAUGUACUUCCUUAUUUUUUUUUUCUUUUUCUAUGUGUAUAAUUAUUUUUAUUUUCAUUUAGUUCAGUUAUUUAUAUUUAAUUAUAUAUUUUCCCAUUUGAAGUGAACUAGCAAGUAAGAAUUUCAUUGCUGAGCGUAACCACUGUUUUCCAGUGUAUGUGACAAUAAACUAUUAAUUCUUGAUGGAGGAGGAUUUUAACUUGUUUAACUGACUGACUUGACUUCUUCUGGCUUUGCAGAUUUCAGUCCAUCUUCUUGUAGUGCCGUUCCAUGUAAUGUCAGUUUUCUUCCCACAUCUUUGGAGAUUUGAAAGUUGACAUUGCACCACAAAUCACUUGCCCUAUACCCCUUGUUUUUGUUCAAAACCAGGAUACAAAAUGAACAAUAAA
This is a messenger RNA of Neolamprologus brichardi, 4176 nucleotides long. NCBI's taxonomy places the organism in Eukaryota, Metazoa, Chordata, Actinopteri, Cichliformes, Cichlidae. The record is from RefSeq and is a predicted model, not a curated record.